AUGGCAUCCGCAGCUGCGGCGACGCCGCUCGGACUGCUUCAUAUGAGACCGCUUCAGCUUCACCUGCCAUCAGACCUUCCUGUGGACGAACCUCAGCUUCUUAAGGGCCGCAGCCCCUCUUCAGCAAGUUUCCAGUCAUUGGUGGCAAUUGAAUCCCAAGUGACACUAGUCAGCAAAGGCGGCCAGAUAAACAACAUGAUGCAAACGCACCAGUAUCCAGCCCUCAACCAGCUGUCCCAUGUCUAUGAGCAACAGCAAUUGGCAAAAGAGCUCAACAAAUACGCCUCACUGAAGGCCGUGGCGGCCAAAGCCAAUGGUGAUUUCCUCAACAAGCAACACCGCCACUUGGUCGAGUUGGCGGCUAAGGGAAGCCUGCCGCUUCAUACAGUCAGAAUGGAGCAUGUGGAGCCCACAGCUUCUUAUGUCACUGAGGUCCCGUGCCUCAAGCAGAAUGGACAGAAGCCCAAAAGCAUUAAAGCCAACGUGACCCAUCCCGCGAUGGCCUACAGCUCCAAUACAAUCGCAAACCCCGGCAUGCUCAGGAGCUGGGAGAACGCAGAGACUGCGGGUCGCCGCAAAACCUACGGCCCUAGGAAGGUGUGCACGAUGGAGCGAGUUAAUGAGCUCCACACUGCCCGCAGUCAUCAUUACCUACCAACGCAACCCUACUUUGUAACCAACAGUAAGACUGAGGUGACUGUGUGAGAGGCUGAAAACGCUUCAAAGCAAGUGGCAGAGAGCCGAGUGAUUAUUCUCAUGAAAGGACUCUCCACACUGCCCCUAGUGGACUGGAGGCACAACAGGGGUGAGCAUGUUACGCUCUCACGAUAACAUCCACCUGGGACACUUGGAAACGUUCACCACAAUUUAUAUCCACUGUAACAAUGAUGUGUUUGUGUUCCGUCAAUGACAAGUUAAAAGGAAACGGAUGUAAAGAAUUGGCACACGUAAAGAUUCAGAUCAAUAGCAAUAAGAUCUAAUAAAUGUGGACGGAAAGAAUGGCUUUGGAGCGAUGAGACAUUACAGAAAUGAUUAUCGAUCCCUGCCGUGGAGUAUGAAACUCAUAUCUGAAAUAAUAUACUGAAAAUAGUUGGGUGUGAUAUUGAUUUAAUGAUGGCGGCAUGAAGACACUGGGCUUGAGGCUGUGCCUUUUGUUUUCUCAUUAUAAAACACCUCGGUCAAGCAACUAAACAAAUGGCGCUUGAAAUAUGGAGUCAGAAGAGAAUUAGCAGCGAUGGUCACAUUACUGAAAAUAGAAAAUAAUGCGGAGGUAGCAUUGUCGUGCCAUGAGCAACACUGUUAAAAAACAUGGAGGCUUAGAAAUAUGUGUUUGGUCUCCUUUUUUGCGUAACAUUCGGCAUUACUUUUUUUACGUGUACUCUCAAAUGCAUACGAGCAUGUUGAAAUAUUUGUCAAAAUGUCAUCAGUUGGUGUAUCUGCUGCCACAUGUAAGGUUGUUUUGCACUUUUACAAAUGUGUCGUACAGAAGGUGCAUUUUAUUUUAUUUGAUUUUAUUUUUCCCCAAACAGAUGCGACUAUAAAACUAUAUUAAAACCAUUGCCAAUAUAUUUAUGCAGAUUAUACAGUACAUUGUGCCAAGAAGUAGCCGGUUGAAGUUGUUGUGUUCCGCAUUAUUUACUAAAAUAUAAUGAUUUAUUUUGUUUUAUUCAAUAGGAUGUUCGAGACAGACUGUUUCUAAUGGAGUGCUAAUUGUGGAGAUGAAAAUAAAAUAAAGCUUUUUCUUUCCUCA
This is a messenger RNA of Pimephales promelas (fathead minnow), 1750 nucleotides long. Lineage: Eukaryota; Metazoa; Chordata; Actinopteri; Cypriniformes; Leuciscidae. The record is from RefSeq and is a predicted model, not a curated record.